AUGCAGCUACUUCGUCUUCUACUCUUCCUAAACUGUGGUGCUACGUACAUUUCAGCUGCAAUGGCCUCUGCUCUGCCUGACAAAGAGGAAGCUGCCACCAGCUCUCUGGAGGUGAAGGAAGAGGAGCAGCAGGAUGCAGUAAAUCGGGUGGCUAACCUGACCUUGGUCAGCUCUGCCUGUGACGUGGUUUCUACAGCUUAUGCCUCCGCUAAGGAGAGCCACCCCUACAUCAGAUCUGUGUGCGAUGCAGCAGAGAAAGGAGUGAAGAGUGUGACUGAGGCCACAGCCAGCUGUGUGCAGCCAGUUCUGACUGCGCUGGAGCCUCAUGUUACGGCAGCAAGUGAGUACGCCUCCAAGGGUUUGGAUAAACUAGGGGAAAAGCUCCCGCUCCUUCAAAAGCCAGUGGAACAGAUUAUCUCAGACACAAAGGAGCUGAUGUCAUCCAGAGUGGCUGAUGCAAAAGAUGCUGUGAGCAGCAAAGUGACAGAGGUGAUAUGUGUAACUAAAGAUGCUCUUCAGAGUGGUGUGGGAGCUGCCAGGUCUGCAGUGACCAGUGGUGUGGGGAUGGUUAUGGACUCCACAGUGGCCCAGGCAGCUGUAAGUGGAGCGGAAGCUGUGCUUGAGAGAACAGAAGACAGCUCUCUCCCUAUUGGAAAUGAGGAAUUAGCCAAACUGGCAGCAACUGAGGAGGGUUCAGACAUUAUGUCUGUGGAGCAGCAGAAGGAGACGAAGAGGUACUUUGUGCGGUUGGGGUCUCUUUCUGAUGAACUUCGCUUAUUUGCUUACCUGCACUCAACAAACAAAAUGGAGCGGGUCUGGCAGGGCAUGCAGGAGGCCCUUGCACACCUUCACUGCAUCAUUGAAUUGAUUGAAGUGUUUAAGCAAGGAUUUAAUCAAAAGGUGCAGGAGAAACUGCACCAGAUGUGGCUGGACUGGAGUAGGAAGUUUUCUGAAGAGGGUGGAGAUGAAAGAUCUGCAGAGCCAGAGGAGAUGGAGUCUCUGGCCCUGCUCAUGGCAGGCAGGAUCACACAGCAGCUGCAAAUCACCUCCUGCAAAAUAGUGUCUGCAGUUCGGGGCCUUCCCUCAAGCCUUCAGGAUAAAGUACAACAGUCUCUUAGUACCAUAGAGGAGCUUCAUGCUUCUUUCUCAGCAGCAAACUCCUUCCAAGACUUGUCCAGCAGUGUCUUGACUCAGAGCCGGAGGAAGCUAGCUGUGAUCCGAGAGUACAUGGAGGUGCUGCUGGACUACCUGAAAAACAACACCCCUCUGUCCUGGCUGGUGGGACCUUUCUCCCCGAGGGAGGAGGUGGUUGAAGCCUCAGAGGAGGAGGAACCCUUACAGGAGAAGGAGGUGGAAACAGCGGGAGCAGGGGAUCAUGAGGUUUCCACCAUCCUCACAUAA
Cuculus canorus (common cuckoo) is the source of this 1401-nucleotide messenger RNA. Its product is annotated as perilipin-3. The transcript has 8 exons. Gene Ontology annotation, cellular component: cytosol; lipid droplet. Gene Ontology annotation, biological process: lipid storage; positive regulation of triglyceride storage. Bases 1 to 1401 code for a protein of 466 amino acids. The record is from RefSeq and is a predicted model, not a curated record. Lineage: Eukaryota; Metazoa; Chordata; Aves; Cuculiformes; Cuculidae.